This is a messenger RNA of Lolium perenne, 387 nucleotides long. The record is from RefSeq and is a predicted model, not a curated record. Lineage: Eukaryota; Viridiplantae; Streptophyta; Magnoliopsida; Poales; Poaceae.
AUGGCCAUCGUCCUCCGCCGCUCCUCCCAUGGCCGCCGUCCUCCUCUGCUCUCCCCUGGACGCAUCUCCCCUGCAUCCCCUUCCCUCACGCAGGAACCGCCUCGAGCGACCCGUCCGCCCUUCCCUGGACACUCGCCGGCGACCAGACGGCUGGGAAUUGGAUAUCCUCGACCCAGCCGACCACCCACCGCCGUGCAGAAGCCCCCAUGGCCGCCGCCGUCCGUCGCGCUUGCCCUGCCCUGUUCUGGUCGCCGCUCGUCGCCGUGUCUCUCCUUCCCUAUUCACCGCUCGCCGGCAACCCUCCCCUGGCCGCCGCCCUCUGCUACCCUUUCCAUGGCUGCCGACCGCCGCCGCAUCUCCGCUGGCCGCCGGCUGGCUCCUCCAUGA